Arabidopsis thaliana (thale cress) is the source of this 1949-nucleotide messenger RNA. RefSeq names its product Tic22-like family protein. Lineage: Eukaryota; Viridiplantae; Streptophyta; Magnoliopsida; Brassicales; Brassicaceae. The coding region runs from base 112 to 1701 and encodes 529 amino acids. The transcript is spliced from 9 exons. Gene Ontology annotation, cellular component: chloroplast. The record is from RefSeq and is marked reviewed. Gene Ontology annotation, biological process: protein transport.
UAUUUAACUUGACUUUUUUUUUUCUUACCGAAUAAUGUUUUCAUUUUUGUUGUGUCUAAAUUCACAAAGUCAUCUUCUGGCUUUUGCGCACCGAACAGAACAGUCAGUUUAAUGGGUUCGCCGGAUAAGCAACAUCGCCGCCACGUCGCCGCCGAAUUUCUCCAUAGCGCGGUAACCUCAAUCUCUUCCUCAAUCAUUCCUCUCUUCCCUCCCAAAACGGCGCCGUCUCGUGUAUGCCUCCCACUUAGAUUCUCGGUAUCAGACGAUGUCUCGUCCCCUUUCGAAUCGACGGUCAAGAGCACAUCAUCCGCGUCCUCCUCCGGCCUUAAUUCAACGGUUAGGAUAUCAUCUCUCAGCUCCGAUGGGAAACGCGGUGGACCUGCUUUCGUCGGUCAGGUGUUUAGUAUGUGUGACCUUACUGGGACUGGUCUAAUGGCUGUUUCUACUCACUUCGAUAUUCCUUUCAUCUCCAAGAGAACACCUGAGUGGCUAAAGAAAAUGUUUUCGACUAUCACUAAGAGCGAGAGGAAUGGCCCUGUGUUCCGUUUUUUCAUGGAUCUUGGUGAUGCAGUUUCAUAUGUUAAAAAACUAAAUAUUCCAAGUGGAGUGGUUGGGGCUUGUCGACUUGAUUUGGCAUAUGAGCAUUUCAAGGAGAAACCUCACUUAUUUCAGUUUGUUCCAAAUGAGAGACAGGUGAAGGCUGCCAACAAACUUCUCAAGUCAAUGCCACAGAAUGGUAAAACACAAAAGGUGGAGGGUGUCCCUGUUUUCGGUGCUCAAAACCUGGACAUUGCUGUUGCAACUGCAGAUGGAAUUAAGUGGUAUACCCCAUACUUCUUUGAUAAAGCUGUACUUGAUAACAUUCUGGAAGAGUCUGUAGAUCAACAUUUCCAUACUUUAAUCCAAACCCGGCAUGUGCAACGACGACGGGAUGUUGUUGACGAUAGUUUAGCUUCAGAGGUUAUGGAAGAGAUGGGAGAUAGCAUGCUAGAGCCGCCAGAGGUUCAAGAAGCCAUGGAGGAGAUUGGCACUUCCGGAAUUCCUUUGAGUGUUGUGGCAAAGGCUGCAGAGAUUCAGCUCCUAUAUGCCGUUGACAGAGUACUUUUAGGUAGUAGAUGGUUUCGAAAAGCCACGGGUAUCCAGCCAAAGUUACCUUAUUUGGUCGAUUCUUUUGAAAGAAGGAGUGCAUUUUCUAUCCAAAGAGCGUCAGGGUCAGCAACAAGAUGUCUUGGUGAUUCAGUAGAAGCAGAUACUUCCGCAUCACUACUUAGAGUAGAAGAUGAUAGUCCAAGUGAAGCUGAAAAGAGACAGCAACAUCUCUGGUUUCCUUUUGGAGAUUGGAUCAGUCACUCUGUAUCAAGAAAAGAACACACACAUCACAAGGGUUCAUCAGAUCAAAGGGAUAUGGAAUCUAGAGAAAGAGAAAUGCUGCGAAGUCCAUUCUUACCAAAGAUAACAAUGGUAGGGAUUUCAACAGGAGAAGCUGCACAGAUGAGUAAGGCUAAUCUCAAGAAAACAAUGGAAGAUUUAACAGAAGACUUGGAGCAAUCUGAUGAAGGGAACGAUCAUGGUUCAAAACGUUACGACUCUCUAAAGAUUGAAGAGAGAGAUCCUCUAUUUGUUGCAAACGUCGGAGACUACUAUUCGGGUUUGGCUAAAGCUGGUUCUGCUCGGUUGUCACGUAGAGGUGAUGACCAGUAACGAAACACAUCCUAUGGGUCAUAACCUAUCUUGUGUGAAUUGCUCAAGCCUAGUUACUUAUUGUAAUGCUUUUAGGCAUGUAUUAAGUUUGUUGUCAUGUUGAAAAAAUAUUUUUACCCGAUGUCAUUUUAUUUAUCGGCGUACUUUUGAACGUGAAAAUGCAAUUUUUCACCCAUGCUCUCAAUAGUAAUAAUUUUGUUUAUAACAUUUUUAUCAUUGGUUACGAAAAUAAUAUGUAUAAAAUUACU